GUUGUUUCCUGUGUGCGUCACAUGUGCCAACUUGUUGUUGUCAUCGCUGGGGACAGUGGUGUGUGUGUGUGUUUUUGCGCGUGUGCACGCACAUCGCUGCAGGGCACGUGUGCUGUCAGAUCAACCAGGAAACAUGUGGAUCAGUGUGUUGCUUUGUUUUGCUCUGAGCUGUUGACUGUUGUUUGUAGCCCUGUUGUGUCCUGAGGACGGAGCUCCUCACACAGACGACAAUGAAGAGAGGCCGACUCCCCAGCAGCAGCGAGGACUCCGACAAUGAAAGUAACUCCACCUGCUGGUCCCAGCACUCCUCCCAGCCGAGGAGGGGCACUGGUCACAAACCCUCCGAGGUUUUCAGGACGGACCUGAUCACGGCCAUGAAGGUUCACGACUCGUCCCAGCUGAGCACAGAGGACUACUACGUCCUCGCCGACCAGUGGAGGCAGGACUGGGAGAAGGGCGUCCAGGUCCCAGUCAGCCCCCAGUCCAUCCCGGAGCCCGUCGCCAGGGCGCUGGCAGAGAAAGGGAAGGAGGUGAUGUUUGUGAAGCCGAAGAAACUCAUCCGGACGUCGGGCGCCGAGGCGUUGGGCUACGUGGACAUCCGGACGCUGGCGGAGGGGAUGUGCCGCUACGACCUGAACGAGGAGGACGUGGCCUGGCUGCAGAGCAUCAACCAGGAGUUUGCAGAGAUGGCGAUGCCGCUGCUGGACGAGAUCACGAUGGAGCGAGUGAUCGAGGAGUUCGAGCACCGCUGCCACGAGAACAUGACGCACGCCACGGAGACGGAGGAGGGGCUGGGCAUCGAGUACGACGAGGACGUGGUGUGUGACGUGUGCCGGUCGCCGGACGGGGAGGACAACAACGAGAUGGUGUUCUGUGACAAGUGCAACAUCUGCGUCCACCAGGCGUGUUACGGCAUCCAGAAAGUGCCGAAGGGCAGCUGGCUGUGCCGGAUCUGCGCCCUCGGCAUCAUGCCCAAAUGUCAGCUGUGUCCCAAGAAGGGCGGAGCCAUGAAACCGACCCGAAGUGGAACCAAGUGGGUCCACGUCAGCUGUGCCUUGUGGAUUCCAGAGGUGAGCAUCGGGAAUCCAGAGAAGAUGGAGCCCAUCACCAACGUGUCCCACAUCCCCAGCAACAGAUGGGCUCUGAUCUGCUGCCUGUGCAAAGAGAAGAGGGGAGCGUGUAUACAGUGCUCAGCUAAAAACUGCCGGACUGCCUUCCAUGUGACGUGUGGCCUCCACGCCGGCCUGGAGAUGAACACCAUCCUCACCGAGGACGACGAGGUCAAGUUCAAGUCCUACUGCCCCAAACACUCCGGGCUCGAGGGCGCCGAGUCCAGGGACGGAGACUCGGGGGACGAGGAGGAGAAGGAGGGGGCCAGAGACAAGAAGGGCAGGAGGAGAGGCCGGGUGAGAGGGGAGGAAGACGCCGCCUCCUCCUCCACCUCUCUGAACUCCUAUGUGCCUCCUCAGCUGGUGGACAGAGCGUCCAGGGAGGCGGAGGUCCUCAGCAGCCGGCAGCUGGAGAACAGAGUCAACCUCCGCAAGCUGAAGCUGCAGGAGAUGGAGGAGGAGUUCUACCAGUUUGUGGGGGUGGAGGAGGUGGCCAGUCACCUGAAGCUGCUGCCGGAGGUGGUGGACUUCCUCUUCCAGUACUGGAAGCUGAAGCGCAAAGCCAACUUCAACCUUCCGCUCCUCACGCCCAAGAAGGACGAGGAGGAGAGCCUGGCCCGCCGCGAGCAGGAGGUGCUGCUGCGCCGCCUGCAGCUGUUCACGCACCUCCGCCAGGACCUGGAGAGGGUGCGUAACUUGACCUACAUGGUGACUCGGAGGGAGAAGAUGAAGCGCUCGCUGUGGAGAGUCCAGGAGCAGAUCUUCCAGCAGCAGGUGAAGCUGCUGGACCACGAGCUGCUCACAGGAGACCCGUCAGCGAAGGACCUGGAGGAGAUCUUCUCUCUGGGCUCAAAGUCUCGCUCCUCCUGGAGCAAACAAGGCUCUCAGAAGCAGGAGAGAAGGAAAAGCACCGACAGGAGGAGCUUCUCUGACUCGCCUCACAUUCACAAGAAGGAGAAUCUGAGCAAACAGCCGGAGACCAAGGACGGUAAAAGCUCCCGAGUCAAAGAGGCGUCAGAGGCUGAAGGCGACGCCCACAUCCAGAACUCUGACAUCAGUCAGGAGGUUCUUCUCCCAAAGCUUCAGGAGGCCAUCGCCGUCAAGCUGCACAAACCUGAGAGCAGGAAAGGGCCCAGGAGAGAGGCCCCGGGGCCCGAACCCGAGGCGCUGACCAGAGGGAAGCGAGACAACGACCACGAGCAGCAGGAGGAGAAGAGGAGGAGGAGGAGGAGCGAGGUGGUGGCAGAGAACCUCUCCAGUCAGGUCAAGAACAAGUUCGGGUCCAAGCAUCUGGAGAAAACCGUUUCCAUCCGGCUGGUGGACAUCAGAAGCUCCGACACCGACGACAUCUUCAUCGACGAAGGGUUGAGCAGGAGAAGCCCCGCCCCCUUGGACGUGACCAGCAACACUAAGUGUCCCCGAGCCGGCGGCUGGCUGAGGAGGAGCCAGGCCACCGGCUCCCACUCGCCCCACGGGGCCGUCGGCCACAUCCGAGGCUGGGGCAAGUUCAGGAUCCCUAAGAGGAGCGAGAGGCCUCUGACGAUGAAGGAGGAGGAAGAGGAGGAGGAGGAGGAGCAGGGCAAGCCGCUGCUGAGGCCGCUGACCAACACGCCGGAGCCGCCGUACGCCAGAACGCGACUCCGCACGGGGGGGGCGGAGCACGACGGCUACGCCUCCGACUCCAAACCGAGCGAGGGGGAGGUGGAGCCCUGUUUGAAACGCUGCCACUCCCACCAGCUGAGGGGUGACUCCGCCCUCAGCCGCCGCUACGGCUCCGACAUCAUCCGGCGAGGCGUGCUGGCCUCCUGAUAGGGGGGGGGGGGGCACUCUGAGAAUAAGCUGCACUGUGUCAGUGGAGAGAGAGAACCACGCUCGCUCUUUGUACCUUUAUUUUUCUCGAUGAAUCCUAAAAAUGCCUAGAUGAAAAACAGAGCUGAUAUUUAUUUUUUAUUUGUAACAUAUGUAAAACUGGGAAAUAUUUUACUUUCUACUUUAUUUUGAUGUUUUUUCUUUUGAAUAUUCUUUUCCCCCUCGAAGUAGAAAGAUGUCAAGUUGCCACUUAAACGCUCGCUCAGACUUUUACAAGCAAAAAACCAUCGACUGGGAAGAAGUUGUGUUUGACGCUUGGGACCAUAAGCUUGCAAUGUUAUUUGUGUUUUUUGGCAAAGUAUUAAACUCGGCCACGAGUCAGUUGCACUUGAUCGAUUAAAGCUGAAACAGAUCAUCCUCAUCCCGACAGUGUAGCUUUCUUUUUAUUGAGCUUCACCUGCGACCAACAGGAAGUCAAACUGAACUUUUAUCUGUAUUUAAACUCCUGAGAAGCCACAGAGGAGGAGGAGGAGGAGGAGGAGGAAGAGGAAGGAGUCCAAGUGGACGUUUGACUCGUCAUCAGCACUUAAGUGUAAUUGAACUGCGAUCGCAUCGCCUCCAUCACGUGCCUAACUUUGAUUUGAAGCGUUUGCACUACGAGAGGACGGCACAGGUGUGAGGACGGGAGAGUUAUUUUUACACUGAAAAAUUGAAUACGCGUUUUGUACCCUCGGCCACUGCUGUACUACUACUGUUAUGCAAAUGAAACGUGUCUUGUCUUUUGUCCUGAAGAGGAAUAAACACUCUGCAAGACUUCA
This is a messenger RNA of Platichthys flesus (European flounder), 3736 nucleotides long. RefSeq names its product jade family PHD finger 1 (gene jade1). The transcript has 11 exons. The coding region runs from base 231 to 2918 and encodes 895 amino acids. Gene Ontology annotation, biological process: regulation of transcription by RNA polymerase II. NCBI's taxonomy places the organism in Eukaryota, Metazoa, Chordata, Actinopteri, Pleuronectiformes, Pleuronectidae. Gene Ontology annotation, cellular component: histone acetyltransferase complex. The record is from RefSeq and is a predicted model, not a curated record.